AUGGCGCAAAACGUAGAGAUAUCAAUGCUUCCAGUAGAAACGAAUACUCCCCUGCAGACAUCUAGUAGCUCGGAGAAAGACCCGGAGAAGAUAAACGAUGUGGAGAUAAGCGAGAAAAGCAGUAUAGCGGCUGAUGAGCUUCAAGAUGAUUCAGCUCCAAAUUACACCGACGAGCAGUAUAAAAAGCUGAAAAGGAAGGCUGAUAGAUAUCUUCUACCGUUAAUGUGGCUUUGCUAUGGCAUUCAACAGAGCGACAAGACUUCAAUCGGAACUCAGGCCACAUUUGGACUUUCAAAGGAUACCGGACUGGUUGGACAGCAAUACUCAUGGCUCACGACGAUAUUUUAUAUCACAUACAUGUGCUUCGAGUUUCCGUCCAACGUCAUCCUGCAGCGGUAUCUAAUGGGCCGAACAUUAUCAUGUUAUAUGAUCUGCUGGGGUGUCGUAGUUCUAUGUAUCGGAUUUACGCAGAACUUCACACAGCUGGUCACCCUACGUGCGUUGCAGGGUAUGUUCGAGUGUUGUAUCUCGCCUGGCUUCAUUCUCGUCGUUGGAAGCUGGUAUACGACACGCGAACAUGCGUCGCGGUCGCUCGUCUUCCAGAGCGCCAAUGCUGGUUUCGGAAUUAUUGCCAACUUGAUUCUCUACGGGAUUGGAUCGCUACAAUACUCUCGGGGUCCUGAGUUUCAGGCUUGGCGAUACAUGUCUUAUUUCCUCGGUGGCAUGACGAUUAUCACCGGCUUUCUGUGCCUAUUCCUGCUUGGCACGCCGUCCGAAGUGAGAUGGCUAAGCCCGGAAGAGAGGAAGAUAGCCAAUGCCCGCAUUAUGAGUAACAACACUGGCCACGACCGGACCGGCAUCAGGAGAUGGAAGUGGAAGCAAGCGCAGGAAUGUCUAGUCGAUCCCUGCUUCUGGUUAGCUGGAGUCAACGCGUUCUUGAGUUCAGUGCCUAACGGUGGAAUAACCGCCUUCGGAGCCAUCAUCAAUACCAACGCCGGAUUCACCAACCUACAGGUAAUUCUCCUCGAUAUACCGCGGAAUGUCACGUCCGUGAUAUGGUUCAUCUUCAUUGGUGUUGUCACAAGCAGGAAGAAGAACCUUCGCAUGUAUUUCAUGAUUAUCUCCGUCAUUCCUCCGGUAGCGGGCUUCAUUAUGAUGGCGACGCUGCCUAACGAACCUCAUUACAAGUGGAUUAAGUGGGCAGGUUACUUCAUCACUGUCCCGAGCGUGGUAGCGCUGUUUCUCGCUUGGACACUGAUUCCCUCAAACGUUGCCGGACGCACAAAGCGCACGUUGACAUCAUCAUUUACUUUUGUCGGGUACUGCGUGGGCAACAUGGUCGGAUCGCAAAUCUUUCUUGCAAAGGAUGCUCCACGAUAUAUUCCUGGUACCGCCGGCUGUGCCGUAUGCUUUGGGCUAGAGUUCAUCGUACUGAUAGCAUGGCGGAUUGUGUUAGUCAUGCGGAAUCGGCGGCGGGAAAAGUGGCUAGGCGAGCAGGGCAUCACCGAGGAGGAGAGAGUAGAAAGGGGCAAGCAGCUUGGAGAACAAGACCAUACGGACUUCGAGAAUCCUUAUGUAAGUUGA
Daldinia loculata is the source of this 1584-nucleotide messenger RNA. RefSeq names its product MFS general substrate transporter. The coding region runs from base 1 to 1584 and encodes 527 amino acids. Gene Ontology annotation, molecular function: transmembrane transporter activity. Gene Ontology annotation, cellular component: membrane. The transcript is spliced from 10 exons. Lineage: Eukaryota; Fungi; Ascomycota; Sordariomycetes; Xylariales; Hypoxylaceae. Gene Ontology annotation, biological process: transmembrane transport. The record is from RefSeq and is a predicted model, not a curated record.